AUAUUAAUCUUGCCUCGCCCUUUCUCUUCCUCUUACCAUUCUUCUUCAAGCACUCCCCUUCGUGAUACACACAUAACGUGCGCAUUUCCCAGCAACCGCUAACAUGUGUGGCAUCUUCGCCUGUCAUCGUCAUCCUGACGUGGAAAAAUUCAAGCCCACGGCCCUGAAGCUCGCAAAGCAAAUCCGUCACCGUGGCCCCGACUGGAGUGGAAGCGUGAUCGCCAACCAUACUAUUCUCUGCCAUGAGCGUCUCAGCAUUGUCGGUGUUGAGUCUGGAGCCCAGCCCCUGACCAACGCCGACGACAGCAUCAUCCUCGCUGUCAACGGUGAGAUCUACAACCAUCGUCACAUUCGAAAGAACCUCAAGGAGCAAUACCACUUCAAGACCACAUCUGAUUGCGAAGUUAUCAUUCCCCUGUACACCGAGUUUGAUACCGAUUGCCCCAACCACCUCGAUGGCAUGUUCUCUUUUGUCCUCUACGACAAGAAGCAAGAUCGCACAAUUGCGGCCCGCGACCCUAUUGGUAUCACCACCUUCUACCAAGGCUGGUCCUCCAAGGAACCCGGAACCGUUUACUUCGCCUCCGAGCUGAAGUGCUUGCAUAGCGUUUGUGAUAAGAUAGUUGCUUUCCCCCCCGGUCACGUUUACGACUCCAAGACUGGCGAGACGACUCGCUACUUUAAGCCUUCUUGGUGGGACCCUAAGAAGGUUCCCAGCAACCCCGUUGAUUACAAGGUUCUCCGACAUGCUCUUGAGAAAGCUGUUCGAAAGCGACUCAUGGCUGAAGUCCCCUUCGGAGUUCUCCUUUCUGGUGGCCUUGACUCGAGUCUGACAGCAUCCAUCGCUCAGCGUGAGGUGACCAGACUUCGAAAACAGGCUCUUGAGGCUAACGGCAACGUUCUCCCUGUUGAAAACCCUGACACUGGUGAGGGUCUCGUCGGCGUUGACGAUGAUGAUCACCUCGAUACUCUGACAUACCUCCCUCAGCUCAACUCCUUCUCCAUCGGACUGCCUGGUUCUCCGGACAACAAGGCCGCACUUGAGGUCGCCAAGUUCCUUGGUACCAAGCACCACGUCAUGACCUUCACCAUCGAGGAUGGUCUCAACGCUCUUUCAGAUGUUAUCUUUCACCUUGAGACCUACGAUGUCACUACUAUCCGAGCCUCCACCCCCAUGUAUCUCUUGUCACGAAAGAUCAAGGCUAUGGGUAUCAAGAUGGUUCUGAGUGGAGAGGGAAGUGACGAGAUCUUCGGUGGCUACCUGUAUUUCCACGCUGCCCCUGAUAAGGAGGCUUUCCACGAGGAGACAGUUCGCCGUGUCAAGAACCUGCACUUGGCUGAUUGCCUGCGAGCUAACAAGUCCACCUCUGCUUGGGGCCUUGAAGCUCGUGUUCCCUUCCUCGAUAAGGAGUUCCUUGAAACAUCGAUGAACAUCGAUCCUCAAGAGAAGAUGAUCACCAAGGACAGGCUUGAGAAGUACAUCAUUCGCAAGGCUUUCGACACCUCGGACGAGCCUGACGAACAGCCCUAUCUCCCCGAUAACAUCCUCUGGCGACAGAAGGAACAGUUCUCCGAUGGUGUCGGCUACGGUUGGAUCGACGCACUCAAGGACAACGCCGAGAAGCAGGUGACAGACGAGAUGAUGAAGAACCCCAAGCCUGAGUGGGGUAACGAUAUUCCAGAUACCAAGGAGGCUUACUGGUAUCGAUGCAUGUUUGAUGAGCACUUCCCCCCUCACUGCGCGUCGACCGUCAUGCGCUGGACCCCCACUUGGUCCAAGCAGACUGACCCCAGUGGCCGAGCCAUUUCCACUCACAACGCCAAAUAUGAUAACGCGGCUUAAUGAUAUAGCGAAUCGAGCAAACAUCAAGCACAGCAAGCUUACUUGCCUCAUUGUAACUUACACUACCCUAUCAGAGGUGUCUGGCCCAAACGAAUAUGAAGUGUAUGUCUGGGUGUCGUUCUCCUGGAAGAAGAGAAAAGGCGUCUUGGAUCUUGCUUACCAACUAACCGUGGAAUGAUGAUGGGAAAAGGUACGGAAAGAUAGGGACUUGGGAAAGAAAAAUAAAGACAAAAGUUCUAGAAACAAAGGAUCGCAUCAUUUGCGUAGUCGAAGCGUCGGUGAAUGGUCGGUGAAUGGUCGGUUUCACAGCAGUUUGAAAUUGGCAGUAGG
Molecule: messenger RNA, 2173 nt
Organism: Fusarium oxysporum Fo47
Lineage: Eukaryota; Fungi; Ascomycota; Sordariomycetes; Hypocreales; Nectriaceae
Product: asparagine synthetase B
Exons: 10
Coding region: 104-1843 (579 amino acids)
Cellular component (GO): cytosol
Molecular function (GO): asparagine synthase (glutamine-hydrolyzing) activity
Source: RefSeq, a predicted model, not a curated record